UUUGCUAUUUUUUGAUAUUUCAAAAAUAAAAUCGUCUGUUUAUCCUCAAAGAUCGAAAAUAAUUUGACGUUCUUACUUUAAACAUACCGCUGACUGGCAACAAUGAUCAAAUGCAAAGUUUCAAAUUCAAAUGAACCAAUGGGAAUGGUUCGUAUCAAAAUUCGUGGCUGUUAUAUGUAAAUUUGAAUUUAUUGGUGGGAAUUAUGUAAAUUCGAUCGUUUUGUUCGUUACGAUAAUUAUUAAAUGAUUUAAUUUUUAUAUUAAGACAGGAGAUUCGUCACCUUUUGGCACUUGUAACAUCAACGAUUAUCAUCCACUCGCGAUCUCUUAACUCAGACGUGUUGCCAAAAAGAAAUUAGCUUUUCUACGAUUGUUAUUACUAGCGGCUCCUGCAAUCGAGUAUCGUUAAGUGAGUCAGUUGUAAAAAGGAGAAACUAGCGCGCGCAUCAGCGCUGACGUCAGCGGAGCGGCAGAAAAUAAAAGGCUACAGCAGACGACGGAGUUCCCAGAAAGAUUGGCGACGAAGACAGAAUGACACUUGACAUUGGGUGCAUAGAACCCGUUCCAAGAAGCAUGAUAGAGUUUGACGAAAUCGUUCCACACUUUAUAAGCAACGAAUAUCGAAGCGUACGGACUAACAACAACAACAUGGCAAGCUUCAAGUCUUCCUGUAAACAGAGCAAAGGCAGAUCGGUUAACAGAUCCCAAUCGGUGAAAACCGUGCGAUGCCCUCAGAACUCUACGGAGCCGAGCUGCCGCUUUAGGUCUAGGAUUUCCAGCACCCCCAGCGAGGACAACAACACCAGGCCCUCACCCAGGGCAUCUUCUUUACCUCUUUCGGGUGAAGAUGCCGACUAUUAUCGCCUGAGGAACUUCGCCGUAACUCCAAAGGGUGUUAUUAACAGGGGUGAUUCUUUCCGUUCGAAACCAAGUUCCAUAUCGUCCAGCCCCAGUUCUGCAAGUAGCCCUAGAUCGGAGAGCCCGUCCUCACCCGAUCAGGAGGUAGCACCGUGUAUAAGCCGCCAGACUAGCUACAUAGAUCAGUACAAGGUACUAGUUAUGGGUGCCCCCGACGUUGGCAAAUCGUCCAUCACCCGCCAAUUCAUGACGUCCGAGUACAUCUCUGCCUACGAUAGUUCUCAAGACGAGAACGAGAAAUCGGUAACAGUGGUCCUCAAUGGGCAAGAAUCGGAGAUGAUCUUCUUAGAAAUCCCGUGUGACGAAGAUUUGGUCCAAAUGAUGAUUACUUCUUCCAAUAUCGAUGCUUACGUGGUGGUUUACAGCGUAACCUCACGUCGUAGCUUCAUACAGACUCGAAAAUUGCUAGAACAAUUGCAGAGAUGGGACGGAUCGAGCAAUAAACCGCUUAUCCUAGUUGGCAACAAAACAGAUUUGGCAAGAUUAAGGACGGUGACGACAGAAAAUGGUCGCAGUUUAGCCACGGAGGUGGGUUGCAAGUUUAUUGAAACUUCAGCGGGUAUCAAUCAUCAGUUGGACGAGCUUUUAGUUGGAAUUUUGAGCCAAAUUCGCCUGAAAACCAAGCACGCGCAGAAGGUGAGGAGGAGGCAAAUAAGAGGACACACAACCGACCUAUCGGGCAAUAAAGCAAGGGGCAUCAUCAGAAGGAUCCUGAAGAAAGCGUGCAUAAGAUCCAAAUCUUGCGAUAAUCUUCACGUACUUUGAGAAUCGUAAAUGGCCGUUUAUUUAAGAAAGUACAUAUCGAAAUUAAAAGUGCCUGGUAUUAAUAUGUAGCGUGGUACCCGUACCACGUGAUUUCUAAGAGAAAUUUUGUUACUUGGUAUACACGCCGGGCGCGUGAGGGAAAAACAAUAACCAAUGUCUCGUUUACGGAGAAUGGGUUUCGUCUUCUGUAUAUAUUUAUAAUUUCUUUUUUUUUUUUAAUUUGUACAUGAGAUUUUUAAAUUUUUGGGUAUCUUGACAUGUCUACUUGGAUAUCAACUGUUUUUUUUCUAUUGUAUGUUGACUGAUGUGUGAAUGAAAUAAAGUUUUGUACAGG
Messenger RNA from Centruroides sculpturatus (bark scorpion), 2017 nucleotides. Its product is annotated as GTP-binding protein REM 1-like. Gene Ontology annotation, cellular component: plasma membrane. Gene Ontology annotation, molecular function: calcium channel regulator activity; GTP binding; GTPase activity. Bases 532 to 1683 code for a protein of 383 amino acids. The record is from RefSeq and is a predicted model, not a curated record. NCBI's taxonomy places the organism in Eukaryota, Metazoa, Arthropoda, Arachnida, Scorpiones, Buthidae. The transcript has 5 exons.